Molecule: messenger RNA, 1616 nt
Organism: Aricia agestis (brown argus)
Lineage: Eukaryota; Metazoa; Arthropoda; Insecta; Lepidoptera; Lycaenidae
Gene: serpin-29
Product: antichymotrypsin-2-like
Exons: 7
Coding region: 101-1528 (475 amino acids)
Molecular function (GO): serine-type endopeptidase inhibitor activity
Source: RefSeq, a predicted model, not a curated record
GUGACAUUAUAAUUUGCUACGGUAAGCUGUGCAUUUGUCGUUACCACAUGGUCAUACCUAUUAUUAUUUUCAUUUCCUCGAGGGCACUUGUAGUACAGUAAUGUGUUUUCUGUUAUCGUACCUAUUAGUGACUACGAUCACUCUAACGUUUCUGAGUCAACCGAGUCAGGAAAAAGAUUGGUUCCAAAUCCCUGCUAAGUUCUGUGAUCAACUGAAACUGAGGAACUUAUUUUAUCUCAAUAUUUGCUCUGGAAGGGAUGAAAACAAAACGACGCAUUUAGAUUCUAAAAUUAACAGUGAGGUGACUCAAUCUUCCAAAAAUGAAAGCCUGGUUACUCCGGAAAACUUUGAAAUGAAUUCAAGAAUCAGCCAAGAUAUCUCUGCUACAAAGACCCGUAAUUUGGAACGUGUAAAUAGUCCUCUGAGUGAAUUUUAUCGCUCGCUGGAACAUUUUGAGCGCAGGAUCUAUUGGACAACUUUUUCUAAAAUAGCGGCAGUAGGAGAUGUAGAGCGGCGUGAGAAUGGAAUGAGCUUUGUCCAGUCCAGCUUGUUCCUGUUCAUGGCACUCCUGGCUGUUUCCAUGAAAAUGGACGAAGAAGCUAGAAACGAAAUACAGAAGACAAUAGGAUAUCGUUUGGAUGAGACGGAUGCCCCAGCUAUACUUCAAGAAGUUACGUCACGGCUACCCACCUCAAGUGCUUCGUUUAAAUUUCUCUGGGCGAUACGUCUAGUUUUAAAAGAUGGAAUGAAGGUUGAAAAUAUGAAGCAAGCGGCUAAAGCAAUGAAACUAAAUAUCGAUACCGUAGCCAAUAACGACAUAGAACUAACCAGCGUUCUUAAUAAUAUGGUUAGCAAUGACUCCGCAGGUGCUAUGAAGAAUACUUUUGAGGAGGAAGAACUAGUGAAUGGCAUUUGUGCAGUGCUGCUGACGACGUUAUACGUCCGGCCCCGAUGGAGAGCUUCUCCCGUCGUUUUAAACGGAACUACAGAAUUCCACGACUCUGAUAAUCCUAAGAAAUUGACGCGCAUGAUAAGCAUUAACGAUGAAAUGCUCUACGCUAAUCUAGAGGACUUGGAUGCCGAGGCUGUACAGAUUCAGUACGAGCCUCCGGAACUAGCUCUCCUGGUAUUGGUGCCACGUGGCAACUCAUUGCGACGCCUAGCAAGUCGCAUGACCAGCACCAGCCCGACUGAGAUAUACAAAAGAAUGAAGCAGACGCGCGUGGCUGUAACACUUCCUCUCUAUACGCUCAGAAUGACUCUUCUGCUGCAAAACAAAUUAGAGCAGAUGGGAAUAACGAAACUGUUUAUUCCGAAUACCUCGAAUGCAUCAAGUUGUGAACAGUUAUUGAUCUCCCAUGCUGUCCAACGGAUCAUGUUCUGGUCUGAAGCAGGUCGACACGCUUUCAAGGACGAUGGUAUUCAGUGGGACCCGACUCCUGAAAAAGAAGUGAUCGUAAACCGCCCCUAUUUGUUUUAUGUACGAUGGAAAAAUAUCACAAUUUUAAACGGUAAUUUUGUGCUAUAAUACCUUUGUAGUUAGUUUAGUCAAAUAAUAUAGAUAUAGCCAUGAAAGUACAAAAUAAAAGCCAUUUAAAACAUUGCUUUUUAUUGAA